AAAAGAUGUACAAGGGAUUGUUCGUGCUCUUAAGACUGAUUUUCCAGAACUACGAAUCAAGGAAUAUCACGGCAAAUCUGAUCCAGUAGAAAAGGCUCAUGAUUUUAGUAAUGUCGAAGAAGCAUGGAAAGAUGUAGACUAUUAUAUAGAAACGAAUGCUGAGACGAAUCAGAUGUUAUUCCGCAUGCGAUGCAUCAAAGACUAUAUAUGUCAUAUCGAACAAAGAUCGUCUAAUAUUCCUAUUACAGAGAAAGGAUUAUUCCAAUGGUUGUUGAAUGCCAAAUGA
Molecule: messenger RNA, 286 nt
Organism: Funneliformis geosporum
Lineage: Eukaryota; Fungi; Glomeromycota; Glomeromycetes; Glomerales; Glomeraceae
Source: the annotation of a GenBank genome assembly